ACAAGAAGCUGAAAAGAGCUGAUCCCGAGAUCAGCAUCUCUGAAAACCCUGCUCCCGGAUUUUGCUCCCUCCUCACGUUUCCAUUUCCUUCCUUCCUUCCUCUCUCGCCAUCCGAUUUUUAGCUUUCUCCCUCCUUUAAGAGAAAGGAAACCGCGAGCAAUGCCCGGUAUUUAACGGCCGGCGCGGUGUUGGCCGACGGCCAGGCGAGGCGAAGCGAGUUCUCUACGCCGAACACUUCACUCGUACGGGACGACGGCCAUGGCGUCUGCGGGGUUGGAGGAGGCGUGCGCGGAGAUCCGCGGCGCGUGCGGCAACCCGCGGCGCCUGGCCCUCCUCCUGGCCCCGCGGAGCCCCGCCGAGAGGCAGCGGAUCAGGGCGGCCUACCGCGCCUCGUUCGGCGAGGACCUCGCCGCGGCGCUGCGGGGGACGCCCCUCGCGGCCGGCUCCGGCCAGGAGGACGAGCUCCGCAAGCUGCUCUACCUGUGGGCGCUGGAGCCGGCGGAGCGGGACGCGGUCGUGGCGCGGGAGGCGGUGGAGGGCGGUGCCACCGUGGCCGGCUACCGCGCCCUCGUCGAGGUCUUCACGCGCCGCAAGCAGGACCAGCUCUUCUUCACCAAGCAGGCCUACCUGACCAGGUUCAGGAGGAACCUGGACCAGGACAUGGUCACCGAGCCGUCGCAUCCUUACCAGAGGCUGCUGGUGGCUCUUGCGGCCUCCCGCAAGUCGCACCACGACGAGCCCAGCCACCACAUUGCCAAGUGCGACGCGAGGAGGCUCCACGACACCAAGAACAGCGGCGCGGGGUCGGUCGUCGACGAGGCCGUGAUCCUCGAGAUGUUCAGCAAGAGGAGCACCCCGCAGCUCAGGCUGGCCUUCUGCAGCUACAAGCACAUAUACGGGCAUGACUACACCAAGGCUCUGAAGACAAAUGGCCCUGGUGAGUUCGAAGAAGCUCUGAGAGCUGUUGUCAAGUGCAUCUACAGUCCUUCCAAGUAUUACUCCAAGUUACUGCAGAGAAGUAUGCAAUGCGCAGCAACUGAUAAAAGGUUGGUAACAAGGGCAAUCCUGGGCAGCGACGACGUCGGUAUAGAUGAGAUCAGAUCAGCGUUCAAGAGCUGCUACGGGAGUAACCUUGCAGAUUUCAUCCGAGAAAGCUUGCCCCAGAGUGAUUACAGAGAUUUUCUUGUGGCUGUGGCAAGAGGGUCAGCCGCCUCAUGAAGCUGGCAGCUGGCACAGUGGAAACCUUGAUCUGUCCAUGGAAGUAAAAAUAGUGCUUUGCAUGCUGCACGAGUGUGUUGAACAUGAAAAACAGCAUCUGAUGCCAUCUGAACUUGGAUUUCAAGGUUAUGAAAUGUUA
Panicum virgatum (switchgrass) is the source of this 1357-nucleotide messenger RNA. Its product is annotated as annexin D8-like. The record is from RefSeq and is a predicted model, not a curated record. The transcript has 5 exons. Gene Ontology annotation, molecular function: calcium ion binding; calcium-dependent phospholipid binding. Lineage: Eukaryota; Viridiplantae; Streptophyta; Magnoliopsida; Poales; Poaceae. The coding region runs from base 259 to 1218 and encodes 319 amino acids. Gene Ontology annotation, cellular component: cytoplasm.